AUGGUCUUCGGCCGGCGCAAGAGAAGUGCCUCUGCCCAUCACCAGCCACUCUCUCCGCCCGCGUCGCAAUCCGCCCAGUCCGCCGCCAGCCAUGCCUUCCUAAGAUCACAACCGUCGACGAGCAGUUUAUCCUCCGCGGCAGCUGCCGCAGCGCUACGCAACUCCACGCCCACCCCGACAUCCAUCCGAGAUGUCGAGACGAAACGUAUGGUCCAGCGGCGUGCCUCGACCCAGUCGCAGGCUAGCCCUGUUGGCGGUCGUCGCUCAGCAAGCGUGAGUGGGACGCUCCGCCGCUCGAGCAGUAACAGCUCGAUGACUGCACGAACAUUCCGCGAACAAUCCCCCCAUCGCCCAGCUACUAGCUCCGGACCUGUCGAUGUGCCCCCGUUGCCUAGUCUCCCGACGCAGUAUGGCCAGCGGAAACCCCCCAAUGGGCGGGCAAUGAGCAUGGGACCGUCGAUGCGGUCACCCCCGUCAUCGCCGCCGCGGGCUGGGAGGGUGAAUCGGGAGCAGGGAAGAGGCUCGCCUAUCCACAUUGAUACACACCAACGGGUGACGAGUCUUGGGACGGUGCCAGAGUUCGAACGAUCAGCAAGUCGCAUUUCGGCGAAUUUCUCCUAUCCCAAUCUUUCACGGCCGAUUUCCCCGACGAAGGAACACGAAACUGACUCGUUGAACCUCGCCGGUGCUCUGCAAAAGUCUGCCUUGGAAGAGUCGGAACAGACUCCUAAGAAGAAGCCUAGGGCUCGAGUCUCUGGGAGUGUGGAAGGAAGUCCUGUUGCGAACAAGAACCGGGGUCCCUUGGCUGCCUCUGCUGCUGCCGAAGCACUUAACGCGCAAAAGGGUAGCCCCCAGCAGAAGACUCGCACCGAGCAAGUACACGAUAAACCAGUCGAGGAUGAAUCCGACCAAUUUACGGACAAUGCAGGACCUAUUGCGACCAGCGUAGCGGAGAGUGAACAUCCGACCUCGCGCACUCUUUCUGAGGGGCGACCGUCGACAGUCCGAGAAGAGACGGAGCCUACGGAAGAAACUGUUGAAACUCAAGUUAGGCAGGGAAGAAAUCGCAUGACGAGUGCGUCACCAACGACCGAUCACCUCGAAGCAGUCCCAGAGAAAGCUGGACAUGCGCCACACAUCCGUCAGUCGAAUAGCCCGGGUCGCGCUCGUUUCUCGCAACUACUAUCCGUGGCCGAUGAGGGAAAUCAAAUUCACCAACCCCCUCCCCGCUCGGUAUCUCCGUUCAAGUCCGCCUUAAAGCACCAUCGAGGUAGUUCUCUAUCCCCAGAAAGGAAUCUCAGUACAACGAAUCGAGCUCCCGCAGCUAGCGAGCUGUCUGAUGGCGGUACCUCGGUGGCAUCGGAUGAAGGGUCUCGCUUUGGUACGAAGAAGAAGGCCCCCAAGGUCAGCUUUGAUGAUGAGGCUGAGAUUGUAGGUGUGGCAGCUAGCCCUCCUACCUCACCAGAGGACUAUACACCUGAUUCACCACCGGGCGGCAAAGCCAAGAAUCGCGUGAGUUUCUUUGGCAAGAAGAAGUCAGACCCUGCUACCCAUGACGACGGCUUCAAUGCGGUCAUCAAGCCCCGACAAGCUCUUCCAUCGUUCGGUAGUGUAAGAGGCAACCGAAAGGGCGGUCUCCAGAGAUCGCCUAUUCCAGAUUUUAGUGACAACGAAUCCACUUCCUCUGAUAACGAGGCUGCGGCUCCGCCUGUGGCACUAUCAAACGACCAUGCCAUCGGGAACAUGCUCUCCAAAACUCAAGAUCAUGGAUACUUCAAACCCCGCGAUGUCAGUACUUUGGAGCAAAUGUCCGUCAAUGGUGCUACUGUGGGCACCGGCUCAGGUGCGGACAGGGAGUCGAAGCCAAUUGGAAUCACCGAGAGAAAGCCGUAUUCCAGUAUGAAUUCUGAUCUUUCUGUGCCUGAUAUUGCUAUCGAACCAGCUACGCCCCCUCUAGACGACCCAAAGCGAAGUCUUGAGCAGCAAAGAUCCAGCAUGGAUCAGUACAAGAUUCCAGGCGGGUUCCCGCCUGGAAACUCAGACCGCAAUCCUAAGUCCACAGCAAAGAAGACCAAUGCUCAAGCUGUUAUUGCAAGCGCCGUUCCAAAUUUGGACGACGUGGAUACUGAAGGGGAGUCUGGAGAUAGUGUUUAUAGCGAUGCAGCUGAGGACAUUGACGGCGAUGGAUUUGGGUCGAUUAAUGCUAUUGUCGACAGCCGAUCAGCUCCUAGGUCGGUAUCGGCUUCGGACACCGCGAGCGAGAGUCGUGACGCAACACCGAAGGCUUUGGAUAGAACUGCCAUCGUGGACACCCAGUCGCGCGAUGUGCCUGAGCAGGCUGAAGAGGUGCGCUCCGCCACUCCAACCCAGGGCUCGGUCAACCGAGAGGGAGAAGAAUCCCCUAUCUCGCCAGUCAAGGCUCGCAAUCUUGAGUCCGCCUACCCACCGCUGCCAAUUAACACCAACUUCCAUGCCCCUCAAAAUGAAACUAUCGGAACUCAACCCAACGGGAAACAACGCCCUCUGUCUAUGGCAGUUGGUCCAACAUCUCGUGUGCAAGAUCCUCGUUGGCCGAGCAAUGAGAGUUCUCCACGGGAUGGCAAUAGCAGAACACGUCCCAUGUCUCUUGGCCCUGCAUUCCAGAAGCCACGACCUACGCCUCGCCGAACGAUGUCCAGUGGAAGUGAUUCUUCAAACAGCUUCACGCGUACUUCGCCUCGUGGAAAUAGCGCACAUCCGAUGCGACGAACCAUGAGAAACGGUGCUGCCCCAGUUGAGCGAAAUGAGUCGCCCAUUGACCACCGGCCUAUGUCAGCCGCCUCGUCCAAUGGUACGGGUACGAUGCGCAAGACUCUCCGAGGAACAGGUGCUGGAAACGAGCGGUACUCGUUCUUCUCGACGAACAAGAAAGCACCCAGGGCGAAGGUCUCGAAACAGCCUCCCAAGGCCGCCGGCUCUACCCGUUUUGUGGAUUCGGAUGGUGAGGAAGACGAAGCUCGCGCGCGGACUUUCCACAGCCGAUUCGAAUCGAGCGACGAGGAAGAGCCUGGUACUAAGACCAUGCGCCCGGUCCGCGGUAUCCCCCGUCGCCAAGGUGCCGAUGAUGGUGACUCAACAGAGCUGGACGAUAGCUCAGAGGAAGGCCACCGACAACAGACACAGCCAGCUGCUGCACCCAAGUCGAUUCUUACUCCUCCCGGAUCUCGUGGUAGAAAUGAACCGCAGAGCAUGUCCGGGAUGGCCGCUGUCGCCAAACAACGCGGAAUGUCACAAAGAGAUCUGGAAGAAUUUCUCCUGUCACCUCCACGUGGACGAAAGCCAGGUCUUCUCACGCGACUUGGUCUCAAAAAAGACAAGAACGUCGAACACAGAAUCCGCAAGGCUGAUGUCGAAAGUCCGUCACGACGAGAUACACAUCUAGAGCGAUCGCGCCUGGAACGCGAUCAAUUGCGGGAAGAUAAUGUUGUGAACGGAACCCAUGGCAGCACGGUAACAACUGUGACAGCCGGAAGCCCUGAACAACCACAUCACUCCAAACUUGUGAAGAGGAGCUCCAAACAAAACACCACAGGCCCGUCUUGGCCCCUCCGCCCUGACCCAGCGGACGAAGAAUCCCUCCAGUCAGCACCAGAGCAGAGCGCUAUUGCUCCGUCGUCAUCUCAACGAACCGAGAACUCCAACGAGCCGCAAAUCAACGCUGCACCCGUGCACAAUGGGACUGCCAUUGUCAACGGCGACGAUGCACGUGGUGCAUCUCCAAUUGGCAAGGAGCCCGGGCCAAUUCGGCGCGAGAGCAGGACCGAUUCACACAAAGACAGUACUUCGGAGAUCACGAAUCCCGACGACCAUGGUCCUUCUGCACGCGAUGUUGUGAUUGCCGGCUCUGGGCGGAAGAAGCGAUUCCCUAUGCUCAGGAAGGCGUUCGGUCUGAAGGCUUGA
Molecule: messenger RNA, 3939 nt
Organism: Penicillium antarcticum
Lineage: Eukaryota; Fungi; Ascomycota; Eurotiomycetes; Eurotiales; Aspergillaceae
Exons: 2
Coding region: 1-3939 (1312 amino acids)
Source: RefSeq, a predicted model, not a curated record